GUGGGAGCCCCCGGGGUGACGCAAGGGGACGUCGGUCGGUGCGAGGGGGAUGGCGGCGGCGGCGGGUGGCGCGGGCCCGGUGCUGGAGCCGGAGCCACCGCGGGGCGGCCCGGCGGCAGAGGAGGAGGACGAGGAGCAGGCGGCGGCAACAGCAGCGGAGAUGGAGCUGGCGGCGGAGCUGGCGGCGCUGCGCAGUGCGGAUGCGCGGCGGCUGGUGCUGUCGCCGCGGCGGCUGUCGGGCCCGCUGCCCGCCGGGCUGUCGCAGUGUUUCCCGGCGCUGGAGGUCCUGGACGUGAGCGGGACGGGGCUGGCGGAGCUGGGCGCGGAGCUGCUGGCCCUGCCGCAGCUCCACACUCUGCUGGCCAAGAACAACCGGCUGGGCGGGCCCGGCUCGCUGCCCAAGGGGCUGGGGCAGGCCCCGCUCGGCCGCUCCCUCCGCGUCCUCAACCUCAGCGGGAACCGCUUCGCCGAGGUGCCGCCCGCCCUGCUGGAGCUCCACGGGCUGCAGAGCCUCAGCCUCGGCGGCAACCGCCUCCACAGCAUCCCGCCCGAGAUCCAGGAGCUCCGCAGUUUAGAGUUUCUGUACCUUGGAGGGAAUUUCAUUACUUCAAUUCCACCUGAAUUAGCAAACCUGCCUUUUCUAAACUAUCUAGUGCUGUGUGACAACAAGAUCCAGAGCAUUCCACCUCAGCUGGCACGGCUGCACUCCCUGCGUUCCCUUAGCCUGCACAACAACCUGCUGACUUACCUUCCUCGAGAGAUCCUUAACCUGGUUCACCUGGAAGAGCUGAGCUUGCGUGGGAACCCACUGGUGGUUCGGUUUGUCCGUGACCUGACCUACAAUCCCCCAAGCCUUCAGGAGCUGGCUGGACGCACAAUUAAAACUCGCAACGUUCCCUAUGCUCCCAGUGAUCUCCCAGAGAAUCUUGUCCGGUAUCUGAGCUUGGCCAGCAACUGUCCCAAUCCUAAAUGCGGGGGUGUCUACUUUGACAGCUGCGUCAGACAAAUCAAGUUUGUUGACUUCUGUGGGAAGUAUCGCCUCCCACUGAUGCACUACCUGUGCUCCCCAGAGUGCUCCUCUCCCUGCAGCUCUGCCUCCCAGAGCUCAACUUCCCAGAGCGAGUCUGACUCUGAGGACGAAGCCAGUGUUGCUGCACGCAGGAUGCAGAAAGUCCUUCUUGGAUAACAGGGAGCAAGAGGAGAAGACUGGAAGGCAAACAUGUUUGAAAAGCAACAAUGGAACAGCAAGGCAUGAGACUCUGGCCUGAAGGACUCACAAGAAACUGUCCUCAAGUCCAUGUAAGGAGCAGAACAUCUUAGCAAGCCUAGACUUGCUUGAUGCAGUGCUAUUUGGGAGAACUAAUGCUGUGGCAUACUGCCUGUAGGGUGCCUGGGGUGGUUAGAAACACCUGCUGUCUGGGAGACACCCCCCUCCCUCAUACGAGCUGGGGAGGGAGAUUUGUUCACAGAAUCACAGAAAGGUUUGGGUUGGAAGAAACCUUAAAGAUUAUCUAGUUCUAAUCCUCCCUGCCAUGGGUAGGGACACCUUGCAGUAGACCAGGUUGCUCAAAGCCCAGUCCAACCUGGUCUUGAACACUUCCAGGGAUGGGACAUCCACAACUUCUCUGGGCAGCCUUGUUCCUGUGCCUCACCACCCUCACAGGAAAGAAUUUCUUCCUCAUAUCUAAUGUAAAUCUGCCCUCUUUCAGUUUAAAGCUGUUACCCCUUGUCCUAUCACUACAUGCCCUUGUAAAAAUUCCCAGUUCUCACUGGCAGAUUAAGAAGAGUUUUAAUAUAUGACACUUCACUGGACUUCAGCAAAGGAGGCUGGACCAAAUCUUUUUACACUAUGAUAAACCAGAAACAGGCUAAUGAUGCCAAGUGAGUAUGUGUGGACCCCAAUGUUUUAUGUAGCGUUUUGAGUCUUUGCUGUCUUUGAUUUCAGUUACAGAUUUUACACCCAUCUACUAAAAAUGGGAGUUGGUUUUGGUUUUGGUUUUUUUCUUCAGGAGUAGAUUUUUCCAAACUCUGGUUACUCUGCCUAGAGGUGUAGUCUCUGUGCCAUUACAGGUGUUACAGCCAUCAUAGAACUGAGCCACUUUUUUUUUUCCUGGUUAUACCAAGCUGCUUGUAAUGUUUCCUCCUAACUGUAUUCAUUGUUUUUCCUCUGUCUGCCUCUUCCCGUUACACUUGGAGCGUUACUGUCUUUAUGGUGCCUUCAGAAAACAGACCAGUUGUUCUUCUGAGACUUGGUGUUACUUCAGACUUGUGACUGUAUGUGCCUGUGCAAGGGACCAGAUGCGAUGCUCCAUAUCAUGUUUUUGAGUCUCAGCUUACUGGAGCAAAUCUACCUUUGUAUCUAUGAACUGCAGGAAGGGUCUUGAUUGACAUUUACUGUUUGUAAACAAGUUGUCUUCCUGCUGCAAGUAGCUCUGCUGUGCUUGGUACAGAGUCACUUUCUGUUUUUAAGGUAGGCAGCAGCUUAAUGAAGCAGAAGUACUGAGAGAAGUGCCAUGGAGAAUUUUUUUUCUUAUUCAUAACAUAAGAGGAAAAACUGGUAGGGAGGAUAAGGGUGCGUUGGCUGAGCAUCUUGCACAAGGUGGUUUUGAAACUUCUUGCUUAUUUAUUUGUUUGCACUUGCUCUUGUUAUAAUACCUUUGGCAGUCUGUUGGAUUGUUCAAAUAACACAUUCAGUUAUCUUAAACUAUAUUUGAAGGAAAACCACAGAAAAUAGUUCAGAAUUUUUAAGUAUCAAGAAAUAGCUUAUAAAAAUAAGUAUUAUGAGUUGACAGGUAUCUAUAAAUCUGCUUUAUGGGCCUGUUGUGUGUUUUGCUCAGUGAGAGCUGCAUCUUUAUUAGUAUUUCAUGGCAGACAGUUCUUUUGACGCAGCUUCAGAAUGAAUCCAACUGUGCCUUCAGGUGCACAAGCAAAGCAAAAACAUUGUGUUAAGCUAAAUGAACACGAAAAACUUUUCUUAACCCACUUUGGCCCUACAUGGGAAACUAAAAACUUAUGUUCCUCUCCUGCAUUCAGAAAACUCAUGUACCUAUUUGAAUAUCUUAUGGCAGCUCUGUGUUAAUGGUCCUGUUUAAUUACAUGUGACACUUUAUAUAUUAAAGCACUUUGAUAAUUCUACUCUUUGUAACUAGCUUUAGUGAUGGGGUUUUUUUAUUAGACUACAGUUUUUCCUUUAAUGUGACUUGAAGAACCAGGUCUGUGAAACUUUGUACAUUCCAGUCUAUCUUGGUGUGCAGGUUGAACUUCUUGCCUUGCAUUUCCUUGAUAGCACCGCUUAUAUCCCCAGUUUCCUUUGGAGAGAACUGGAAUUUGAAAGAAAUUAUCUGAUUGUAAACUAGCACCCUGUGCAUUAUUAAUCAUUGCAACUUAGUCUGAAGAUUCCCCACACUCACAGAUCCACAAGGAACUAAAUUGCCUGUGCUCUGUGCCUUUCCAAAUAUUUUUUUGAGUAUAUUUUUAAGACACUAUAGGGUAUAUGUGCAAAGCAACUGGAUGUCACUUUAGCAAAUUCUGUGAGGUUUGCUUGGGAAGAGCCACCUACAGAUUUUGAGAGAGACCGACUGCAUACUGUUAAUUAAACUGGGGUCAGUGAGUUGCCUGUGUUUUGUUUUUUAUGUCCUCUUUCAGAUGCUUCUUCCUGUUCCAGGUAGAUGUUGUCGUACCAAUACUGAAGGACAGUAAACUGACUGCAGAGCCACAAUUUUAAAUUGGCUGCUGAUAUAACAGUAGUGAGCAAGUGAGCAAUGAAGAGCUUGGUUCUCCUGCCAAUGGAAGUGAGCCACACAACUUGAGAUCUCAAGAUCUUUUGAGCUCAGGGCUGUGAGGUACCACCUUCCUUUCUUCACGUUAGCAGCAGUUGUCUUGAAGUCAUGGAUUUUUUUUCACUUCACACAGUUAGAUUUCACCACGGUUCCUAUUUGCACAGUGGCACCUCUGUGUGUGACAGGCUGAGACCAGAGGUGACUGGUUCUAAUUUAUCUCCAUCCUUAACUGCAUUCUCUUUCCUAACUGAAGAAGGCAUCCCCUUUAUGCCCCAAUUCUGUAGGGCUAAUAGGCUAAUCUUUUUCACAGCUUCUUCACUGUAGCCACGUCAAAACUUGACAGCUUAUGCAGUUAAUGUCUGUAUGCAUUUUUAGACUUGAUAAAAUGUCAUGUCUCUUUAAAAUUUAUAUAUAUUCCUGAAUAUAGCUAUCAAAUUUUCUUUUUGCUGCUGGACUUUAAAGUGCAAUUCAAGGAAGUCAGAAUUCAAAACAAUCAAGGACUUGUAAGAAAAACAAACGGUUUGUUGAUUGUUUGGUUUUUUUUUUUCCUCAGAGGUGGAUUUGAGAGGACUAGGUAUGCAGGUUUGUACUGUAGUGCCUAACGUACUGAGCCCAUGGGGGUCGAGUGUUUCGGCAAUUGUUAGCUCCCAAAGACUGGAAAAUGUACUGAGCAACAAAAUAGGUAAGGCUCAACUUGAAAAUACAGUGAUGGAUGGUAGGGGCUAGUUCCUACUGUCCCUUUGUUAGGGGCCCUGAGAAGUCGACAGUGGUUUUGCCAGCAUUAUAGCCCUUUGUGUCAGUUUUAAAUAGUGGAUUUCAGUUCCGACAGAUGUGUCUCCAAGUGAAGUCUUCAGUCAGUGUUUUGGUAUCAGUCCCCUUGUUGCUACAGCAGCCCAGCACGUCUGGCUUUUGAAACACUUCUUAAGCCGGGACACAAGUGUGUGAAGCAGAGUUGCUCGUUGGCUCUUCCCUGCAGGGCCGGGGCCCUGCCUGCAUUCAUCCCCUGCCCCCUCGCCUCCCUGCCAAGGGGAGCUGCUGGUGCCUUUCUGAAUGCAGGUACUUCAUGUGAACAGUGGGGUCGUGUUAAAAAGAAGCAAAAUAUCAGCUUGACUGGAAGCAACUUAUACACUUGCCAAUCCUUUUGUUUCUCUUUCUUUAAUAAGAGGUGAGACUUGAGGAAGUCGGUAAUGAAUAUUUAAACAUACUCCAAAGUGGCCAGAUGCAGUUUUUCAUGGGCUUCUGUCCUUGUCAUUUUAAGUCUUUGAAAUCUGUUGUUGAAUUAUAAUGGGAGUUGGGGGGGAAGAAGGGGAGAACCAGCUCCUUUUUGUUCCUUAGUCUUGUUGGCAAUAAUGAAUGGAAGAAAUUUAAUCCAAUGAAAGUAAUGAAACUUAAUCUCUGCAGUGUUUCUUUGUUACUCAGUUCAAAGAACUAUUUUAAUGCAUCUUAUUCACACCACGCUGUCCCUCCCCAGCUGAAGAUCCUUCAAGUAGAGUACUUCACAAUGCACACAAAUACAGCGGUAACUCUAUCUUGGAAACCUUUGUAUUGAUUAUUUCAUUUGCCUGCCUGACUAGAGGAUUGAUCUUUUACUGACCUGAACGUUAAGGAUAGAAAGGGUUCUCAUCCAGCCCUCUUGUUGAAUUUUUAUCAUGAGCAUUUGUUUUAGGAAGUCUUAAAGUGCCUUGUGUUUUUAAAAAUGUAUUUUGCUAGAAAUGUAUGAUUGCAGAAUAUCUCUAACAGUAUUUCAUUAUGAGCUGUAAAACAAAUUGCAAACACUAAACCAAAAAUGUUCUUUC
Molecule: messenger RNA, 5575 nt
Organism: Columba livia (rock pigeon)
Lineage: Eukaryota; Metazoa; Chordata; Aves; Columbiformes; Columbidae
Gene: LRRC58
Product: leucine rich repeat containing 58
Exons: 4
Coding region: 50-1186 (378 amino acids)
Biological process (GO): signal transduction
Molecular function (GO): protein binding
Source: RefSeq, a predicted model, not a curated record